Durio zibethinus is the source of this 2198-nucleotide messenger RNA. NCBI's taxonomy places the organism in Eukaryota, Viridiplantae, Streptophyta, Magnoliopsida, Malvales, Malvaceae. The record is from RefSeq and is a predicted model, not a curated record.
GCGUGGAAUAUCAAUAAGCAAUGAGGCGGCAACGCUUGUUGGAAGAAACAACUGAGAAGCGAAUUAAAAACCCAGUUUAGAUUGAAAAUUUUAUUAUAUAAAUUAAAUAAAAAAAGUUAAAAGUCAGUCACUGGAGGUUUGUCGAGGCUUCCUAUAGUGACUCUGCUCACUCAUGUCUUCCUUCCACAUCCACUCCUCCCCAUAACCCCGCCGCGCACCGCCAAUCGUCAACGUGAAUAACGCCGUCGUUACCCUAGUCAACACGAUUUCUAGAUUAUAACCCAGAUUUUUAUCGAUCUCACAUGGGAGAACAAACCCCGGCACAGCCUCAACCACAGGCUCAAUCUCAGCCCCCAAAAGACUCAUCUGCCACCCCAACCGAAACCCAAGCCCAAGCUCAAACGCAAACUCGAAAUCCGAAAAAUGCCUCCACUGCCGCUGUUUCCUCCGUCACCACCGUCACUACCGCCUUUGUAACCUCUGCUCCAAUGGAACUCACCAAUGUUUCUCCCCUUACCUCGUCCUCUCCUUCUAAAAUCCCUUUACGGCCUAGUAAAAUCCGGAAACUCUCCCCUGACUCGAACUCCGACCCUAAUGGCUCCCAACAAGCUACGAUUUCCUCAACAUCCGUAAUGGAACAGCCUAAAACCGUCGCCAAAACUCCCAAAACAAAGCUCACUCCACAUCGAGCCCUAACGGUGGUUCCACGAGUCAUGGCGCGGUCCCUCUCUUGCGAAGGCGAGAUCGAAAACGCCAUACGCCACCUCCGUAACGCUGAUCCCCUCCUCGCAUCCUUAAUCGAUCUCCAUCCACCUCCAACCUUCGACACUUUCCACACCCCUUUCCUCGCUCUCACUCGAAGCAUUCUCUACCAACAGCUUGCUUUCAAAGCUGGCAACUCCAUCUACACUCGCUUCAUCGCUCUCUGCGGAGGCGAAAAUGGUGUCGUUCCUGAAACUGUUCUUUCCAUAGCCCCUCAACAGCUCCGACAAAUUGGUGUCUCGGGACGAAAAACGAGUUACCUUCAUGAUCUCGGGAGAAAAUACCGGACAGGGAUAUUAUCGAACUCGGCGAUUGUCAAUAUGGACGAUAAAUCGCUUUUUACCAUGCUUACUAUGGUCAAUGGGAUCGGUUCUUGGUCGGUUCAUAUGUUUAUGAUCUUCUCGCUUCAUAGACCCGAUGUUUUGCCGAUUAAUGAUCUCGGGAUUCGAAAGGGGGUUCAAUUCCUCUACAAUUUGGAGGAGUUGCCGAGGCCUUCGCAGAUGGAUCAGUUGUGUGAGAAGUGGAGACCGUACAGAUCAGUUGCUUCGUGGUAUCUUUGGAGGUUUGUGGAGUCCAAAGGAGCGCCGUCAAGUGCUGUCGCUGUUGCUAGUCUUCCACCACCGCAGCUAGAGGAGCAGCAACAACAUCAGCAGCAGCAGCAGCCCCGACUUCUCGACCCCAUUAAUAGCAUUCUCAACCUUGGGUAUGAAGCCUGUGCUUGGGGGCAAUGACUGUCAUUGAAACAGAAUGUUUGGGAUUUGUCACAAUCCAUGAUCUACUUGAAGGGCAAGCGGUUAAAAGGAAAACUUUCAAGUGAAAGUAUCGUUCUGAAAGCCAGUAAAUUCUUUCAACUUUGGUGUCGUAAAUCAGCUUUGAGAUUUUGAAUAAACACUCUGCCCAUAUCUUUGGCCUUUCUAAAGACACCAGCUUUAGUUGUCAACCGUCUCGUAUAGGACAUUAAUAGAAUGCAAUUCACUGCUGGAUGUGGCUUUGCUUCUCUUGAACUGUCUAUUUUCUGGCUUCAUGUUUGUAAAUCUUUGCAACAGCCACACAUGUUUGAAGUCAGAACCUUCUAUUGUUAAUUAAUCAAUGACCAUUUAUAAUAAAGCCCGACUUACUUAAUUGAGAGCCACAAUAGAAUAGUGGUUUCUGAUUUUAACACUGGAAAAAUAGAAAAUCUAGAUGAAGAAUGAUUAUCUGAAUUCAAAGAUUAAUACAACAGACAGGGCGUCUGUUGGGUUACGGGGAGGUAUUUUACCAGAGGUUUGUAUUGUAUCAAUCUACCCUUGUGUGCGUGAUUCCUGUUGAAGCAUAUACUCGGGGGUGGGUGCAGGGCGAACGAUUUCAAAGCGGACUCCCCAUUCAUUAGAUAGAGAAGAUCACCAAGAUCUCGUGAUCCGCUGCUGAACCCUCAGGGUUCCAUUUGAUUGGAAGAC